AUAGAGAGGAAUAAGAUACGUGCGAACACAUUGUUGUCGCUUCUAAGCUACGAGCGUUACACAUACUACUUGAUCGAAGUACGUUGGAAGAGCUGUCUCUCUUAUUUCUGUCAUUGAAAGCACCAGUUCCUGGAGCUGUGUUUCUCUAUUUGAAUCUGAUUCUCCAGGCAUCUUCACGUAAGGUAUCCUGGCAAUGCACCCUCUAAAUAUGCUGAUCUAAAAUUGUAACAAUGGAGGGGACCGUUUUCACCCCUUGUUUGGAAGGAAUGAAAAACGUGAAGUCUGAAGAUGGGGAAAUGCUGACCAAGCCUUUCUUGGAAGUUUGCAAGCUCAUAUUGCCAGUUUUGGAUAAAUUUGGAGCUGCUAUGUCACUCGUAAAAACUGAUAUUGGUGGUAAUAUUUCGAGGUUGGAGGCUAAAUAUUUGUCCAAUCCUACGGAGUUCAAUCACUUGUACAGUAUGGUACGAGUCGAGGUGCAAACUAAAACGGCAAAAAGGUCAUCCAGCUGUACCAAUGGUCUUCUAUGGUUGACAAGGGCAAUGGAUUUCUUGGUUCAACUGUUUCACAACUUGUCUAAGCAUCCUGAGUGGACCAUGUCUCAAGUUUGCACUGAUUCUUACAGCAAGACCCUGAAGAAAUGGCACGGCUGGCUUGCCAGUUCAAGUUUCAGUGUUGCCAUGAAACUAGCCCCAGAUAGGAAGAAGUUCAUGGAGGUGAUUGGGGGUAAAGGUGAUAUCAAUGCCGACAUUGAGAAAUUCUAUUCAACUUUCACUCCAAUUCUUGAAGAGAAUCACAAGUUCUUGGAUAGUGUUGGCAUGGACAGCAUGAAAGCUUCCUAAUUACCAAGAGAAGUCUGAUGAUAGCCGGAUCUAGCUUUUGCAUUUUCACUUCACGUUGCAAUCCUGAGAACAGUUCUGUAAACCUUAAGAACAAAAUUAAGUAUUGCCAACCUCAAUACUUAAGUAUUUUAUUUACCCCUAUUUAAUUGAAGUUUAUUCAAUUUUUAUAGGAUUAAUUUAAAUCUAUUUUCAAA
Macadamia integrifolia is the source of this 1033-nucleotide messenger RNA. Its product is annotated as glycolipid transfer protein 1-like. Gene Ontology annotation, biological process: ceramide transport; intermembrane lipid transfer. The coding region runs from base 231 to 839 and encodes 202 amino acids. Lineage: Eukaryota; Viridiplantae; Streptophyta; Magnoliopsida; Proteales; Proteaceae. Gene Ontology annotation, molecular function: ceramide 1-phosphate binding; ceramide 1-phosphate transfer activity. The transcript has 8 exons. Gene Ontology annotation, cellular component: cytosol; cytoplasm; membrane. The record is from RefSeq and is a predicted model, not a curated record.